Ilyonectria robusta is the source of this 3691-nucleotide messenger RNA. RefSeq names its product armadillo-type protein. Gene Ontology annotation, molecular function: enzyme regulator activity. Gene Ontology annotation, cellular component: proteasome regulatory particle, base subcomplex; nucleus; proteasome storage granule. The transcript has 3 exons. The coding region runs from base 1 to 3456 and encodes 1151 amino acids. The record is from RefSeq and is a predicted model, not a curated record. Gene Ontology annotation, biological process: proteasome-mediated ubiquitin-dependent protein catabolic process; regulation of protein catabolic process. Lineage: Eukaryota; Fungi; Ascomycota; Sordariomycetes; Hypocreales; Nectriaceae.
AUGCCUGGACUCGUGUCGGCGACCGGCGUGCUCGCCUUCCUUGCCGACGAGGAGCCUGAGCUCAAAGUCUUCGCCCUCCAGACCCUCAACGACGACAUUGACACCGUCUGGACCGAAGUUGCCGCCGCUCUGAGCCAGAUCGAGGCUCUCUACGAGGACGAGUCAUUCCCUGAACGCCAGCUCGCCGCUCUCGUCCUCGCCAAGGUCUACUACCAUCUCCAGGCCUACAAUGACAGCAUGGUCUUCGCCCUCGCCGCGGGCGACCUCUUCAAGCUCGAUGCCCCCGGCGAGUUUGAGGAGACCAUCAUCUCCAGGUGUAUUGACCAGUACAUCGCCGUGACCGCCGCCAAGAAGUCAUCUCCCCAAGCUUCCAAAACCACUGACCUCCCCGAGCUCGCCACCACCUUCGCUAGCGGAUCCGAUGCCGUCAUGUCCCCCACGACGCCUUUCUCGCAAACAACCCUGCCUCCCAAGUCUCUGCUAUCGCGCGAUUCCGUCGACAACACUAUGCUUGAGGCAACCUUCCAGCCUGCUUUCAAGCAGGGCCGAUCCGGCUCCAUCGCCGAGCUCCCUGACCAAGCCACCGAUUCUCUGCAAAGAGUUAUUGACCGUCUAUUCGAGAGCUGUUUGAAGCAGGGUCGGUACAGGCAGGUGGUCGGAAUUGCUGUGGAAGCCAAGAACCUCGAUGUCCUUAGACGGGUUAUCAAGCGUGCCAGUGAUGACGAGAACAACUCCAAGUCCAAGACCCAAGAGGGCACUCCCGGUCCUGCCGAGGAUCUGAUGGAGUACACUCUCGGCAUCUGCAUGGAUAUCGUCCAAGAACGAAGCUUCCGAACUGAGAUUUUGAGGUUGAUUCUUGAUCUUCUCAACGAAAUUCCCAACCCUGAUUAUUUCGCAAUCGCCAAGUGUGUCGUCUACCUCAACUCUGACGACGAGGCGUCGCGAAUGCUCCAAACCCUUGUCGAUGACGGUGAUCAAUCUUCAAUCGCAAACGCCUAUCAAAUCGCCUUCGAUCUGUACGACAACGGAACACAGGAGUUCUUGGGCAAGGUUUUGGCUGCUUUGCCUUCUGGUGAGCCUCCCAAGAAGGAGGAGUCGGAAGAGAAGGACAAGGAGGGCGAGUCAGAGCCCCUUCUUGAGGGCCAGCAGGAAGCCCCCGAGAAUGAGCUCCCCGAGGACGUGGCAAAGGCUUAUCGCAACAUUCGAUCCAUCCUUGACGGCAGCAAGACCAUCAAGUUGAACCUCGAGUUCCUCUACCGAAACAACCGAACCGACCAGAGCAUCCUCAACAAGGUGCGCGACAGCCUAGAGGGCCGCAACUCCAUCUUCCACACUGCCGUUACCUUCUGCAACGCCUUCAUGAACCAGGGCACCACCAACGACAAGUUCUUCCGUGACAACCUGGAGUGGCUCGGCAAGGCCGUUAACUGGUCCAAGUUCACUGCGACAGCCGCUCUCGGUGUCAUUCACCGUGGAAACCUGUCUCAGUCUCGUAAACUCCUUGAGCCCUAUCUCCCCCGCCAAGGUGGCCUCAGCAGUGGCUCUAUCUUUAGCCAGGGUGGUGCUCUGUAUGCGUACGGUCUUAUCCACGCCAAUCACGGUGCCGAUGCCUUGGAAUACCUGAAGACUCAGUUCAGCCAGGCUGAGGAGGAGGUUGUUCAGCAUGGUGGUGCCCUUGGUCUCGGCAUUGCUGGCAUGGCCACUGGUGACUGGGAAAUCUUUGAGAAGCUCAGGGAAAUCCUGUUCCAGGAUUCCGCCCUCAAUGGCGAGGCCGUCGGUCUCUCCAUGGGUCUCAUCAUGCUGGGCACUGGAAAUGUCAAGGCCCUUGAGGACAUGAUUACCUAUGCUCAUGAGACCACUCAUGAGAAGAUUGUUCGUGGUCUAGCCAUCGGUAUGGCUCUCAUCAUGUUCGGCCGUCAGGAGGGUGCCGAUGUUCUAAUUGACGGUCUCCUCAACGAUCCCGAUCCCACUCUGCGAUACGGUGGUAUCAUGACCGUUGCCCUUGCCUAUUGUGGCACUGGCAGCAACAAGGCUAUCCGAAAGCUCCUCCACACCGCUGUCAGCGAUGUCAAUGAUGACGUGCGCCGAAUCGCUGUCAUGAGUCUCGGUUUCAUUCUCUUCCGCAAGCCCGGAAGUGUCCCACGUAUGGUAGAGCUGCUGUCCGAGUCGUACAACCCUCACGUUCGCUACGGCUCUGCUAUGGCCCUGGGUAUCUCUUGCGCCGGUACCGGCCUGGACGAGGCCAUCGACCUCCUCGAGCCCAUGAUGAAGGAUCCUACCGACUUUGUGCGACAGGGUGCUCUUAUCUCCCUCGCCAUGAUCAUGGUGCAACAGAACGAGGUUAUGAAUCCCAAGGUCUCCGCCAUUCGCAAGACGCUCAAGAAGGUGGUUGGCGAUCGUCAUGAGGAUGCUAUGACCAAGUUCGGUGCGGCCCUCGCCCUCGGUAUCAUCGAUGCUGGUGGUCGCAACUGCACCAUCGGCCUACAGACCCAGACCGGGAACCUCAACAUGGCUGGUAUCGUCGGUAUGGCCGUAUUUACACAGUACUGGUACUGGUUCCCCUUCACCCAUUUCCUGUCCCUGAGCUUCUCGCCUACGGCCAUCAUCGGACUGGACCAUGACCUGGAGAUGCCCGACUUCAAGUUCCACUGCGCCACCCGCCCCAGCCUGUUUGACUACCCCCCUGAGCAGGAGGCUAAGGCUGAGGAGGGUCCUGCCUUGAUCGCCACUGCUAUUUUGUCGACCACUGCCCAGGCCAAGCGAAGAGCCCAGAAGAAGGAGCGCGCCCAGCGACGCGAGAGCAUGGAUAUCGACUCCGUCCCUGCUACCGGUGCCGACAAGAUGGAGGUAGAUGAGGACAAGAAGGCCGAGGAUACCAAGGACAAGAAAGAGGUGGACGAGAAGGACAGCACCGCGACUACCGAUACCAAGAAGAAGCCGGAGAAGGAGAAGGUUGGCUAUGAGAUUGAGAACAUGAGCCGUGUUCUCCCCGGCCAGCUCAAGUACAUCAGCUUCCCAGCUGGCCGAUACAAGCCUGUGAAGAAGACACAGCCUACUGGUGGCCCUCUCCUGCUCCAUGACUCGCAACCUGAGGAGUCGAAGACGCUGCUCGAGGAGAAGCUCAAAAAGGUGACGACCGAGCGUGCACCCGUUGCGGGCCAGCAGAGCGCUCGAGGUGGACGAUCUGGCGCAUCCGGCCGGUCCCUACUCGAAGGUCUUGUAGACCCGUCGCGAGCUGGAUCUAACAGCGCCAUGAUGCAGCAGUUGCUUCGGAGCCAGGGCCGUUCGCCUUUUAUGGUCGAUCCUCAGACCCCCGGAAACGGAGGCGCGGCCGCGGCGGCUGGAGUAUUGACGGCGGUGGAUGAGGAUGGUGACGAUGACGAGGAGGCCAAGGUCCCCAAGGAAUUUGAGUACUUUUCGGAUGGCGACGAGGACGAUGAGGACGACGACGAGUAGGGCCCGGCGCGUUAGGAUGUAAGUGUUCAUUGUACAACUAGACCAGCUUGACUGGCGGGGAUACAGGUGCUUUCGGAACGGGUUUGUUGUAUACUACGUCUCGGAGGGAUGUACUCCAGGAGCAAGGAAUACGGGUAGACACUAAUUACCACUUGACACUGCGGCUGCAGAUCGUCUUGAUGCUGAUUUCUGAUUUAAGAUGACUUGGUUGUGCGCAUGUGAGGUUUAUCAAAGU